AUGGCAAUCUUAUCUCCUCCCAAACUUAUCGCCACAGAUCCACUUUCUCUCUCCGCGCAUUCUCCCCCAAACACAUCCCGCACCUGCUCCCCGUCGUUCGCGCCCACCACGGCGAGGUCGCUCCGGGCCGAGCUCGCGGCGCCGAGCGCUUCCACGGUGCUCCCUCCUAUUCCUCAAGCCGGCCCGCUCGCGGAGGCUCCGCUCCUCUUCUCCCUCGCAGUUCUUCCUCGCGGUGGCCUGCGGCGAGAGGGCCGGCGCCUGCGCGACGACGUCGGCGGCCACGAGCUCUCGCACGGGCGCACCGCGGCACGGGCGGGCGACCCGCCCCCGGUGCUCUCCCCCAUCGCGCUGGACCCCCCGUUGAUGCUCUACCCGUCGGCGCCGACGAGGCUGGGGUCGGCGCACCACCGGCUCACCAUCACCGACCACGACGGCGGCAGCCGCCUCGGGCAUCGGGGCCGUCUACGACCGGGCCAAGGCCCGGCCGUCGGCAUAUGGUGCCCGCGCCGCACCGUUACAUGGGAGCUGGUCGAGCUAGACCAGCUCCCAACCCUAACUCGCCAUACUCGCCCCGCCCGCGCCGCCGGCCUCUGCGCCGCCCGCGCCCGCCCCCUCCCGUCGCCCGGCCGCCCCGCCGCCGGCCGCCCGCUGCCCCUCCCCUCCCCGGCCGCCCUCCUCCCCACGGUCUCUGCCUCCCCGCCGCCGACCUCCGCCUCCCCGCCGCCACCCCUGCUCGCGCCGCCGCCUCGUGCCGUCGUGACCGCCGACCUCAUGACCGCCCCGUCGUGA
Messenger RNA from Lolium perenne, 789 nucleotides. NCBI's taxonomy places the organism in Eukaryota, Viridiplantae, Streptophyta, Magnoliopsida, Poales, Poaceae. The record is from RefSeq and is a predicted model, not a curated record.